AUGAUUACCACUUUAAAAAAAUGUAACCAAGAUUUCGGUAUAUACACUUCAAAAGAAGAUUGGUUUGAAAUAACUGGAGAUACAAAAAUAUUUGAAAACGUUGAACUUUUGUAUGACAAAGAACUUUACAAUCAAAAUAAUUUUUAUGAUUUUAUUAAAUUUGGAAGUUUUGUUAAACCUUCAGCCAAACUUUAUGAUUACACAAUAAAUUGUGGAAUACAUGUUGCUAAUGCUUACAAACCUUUUUUGAAUGGUUGUUAUGAAAGUGAAGUACAAAAAUGAUUUUAUUUUUAAAUAAAUUGACGAAGAUAUGUAUUGUUAAAAAAGUUGAGUAAAAAUAAAGAAGAAUAAAAUGAGUUAUAAUUUAAAAUAAAGUAGACAAGGUUGAGAUUUCUUGAAAUAAAAUUUUGACGAAGAAUUGUAGGACUUGCAAAGCCAAAAUCAAAGUUGAGUGGAAAAUAUUGUACAAAACCCGAGUUGAGGAUACAGCCGAGCUUAUUAAUACUCUUUCAAAAUUUAAUUUACUUUACUAAAUUUAUCCAAAUAUUG
Molecule: messenger RNA, 549 nt
Organism: Meloidogyne enterolobii
Lineage: Eukaryota; Metazoa; Nematoda; Chromadorea; Rhabditida; Meloidogynidae
Source: the annotation of a GenBank genome assembly